Molecule: messenger RNA, 1230 nt
Organism: Capsicum annuum
Lineage: Eukaryota; Viridiplantae; Streptophyta; Magnoliopsida; Solanales; Solanaceae
Product: protein ASPARTIC PROTEASE IN GUARD CELL 1-like
Exons: 2
Coding region: 1-1230 (409 amino acids)
Biological process (GO): proteolysis
Molecular function (GO): aspartic-type endopeptidase activity
Source: RefSeq, a predicted model, not a curated record
AUGUCUAUUGAUCCAACUAAGCUUUCCGAUCCUCCGAUGCCAACCUAUAGUUUUUCUAUUUACUAUCGCGACGUAUUUGAAAAGUCAAAGUUCAAGGACUAUAACUCGUUACUUGACAACAGGAUUGCUCGAUGUAAUGCCAGAGCAAGUUAUUUAGCAUCAACUUUUGAAGAUGAUCAUUGCGACGUUAAAGAAGGUGGCAAUUCAACCCUCUUGAUCACACGACAACAAGUUGCAGGAGGAGGUAAGAUUCGCGAAAUUGUCCCUAAAUCAACCGAGGUAACUUGCGUGAACAGUGAGUAUCUUGCAUCAUUUCUGAGAGGUAGCCAAUUGGUAAAACAUUAUUUGCUAAUUGACACUGGAAGUACUUUACUUUGGUGGCAAUGUGGACCAUGUGAGGCGAAUAAGUGUUACAAACAAGAUCAACCUAUAUACGAUUUAACUGCAUCGAGGACUUCUAGAAAAGUUGAUUGCAUUCGACGUAGUUCAUAUUGUAUAACAGAGGACCGCGAUUUUCAUUGUGAUCAAUAUAGUUCCGAAUGUAUCUACAGUAAGAGAUAUGUAGAUGAAUCGAGGACUAAUGGUUUUAUGGCCGGUGAUGUGAUUUACUUCGUGUUAGGCAUGAAGCCGAUUAGGGUUACAUUUGGAUGUAGCAAACAUCAAUCUGGUGAUUUUAGUAGUUCGAAUUCUGGAAUUCUUGGCCUCGGGCGCAAAGUAUUCCCAACAGAAAAAGGUGGAUGUUCUUUACCAUCGCAAUUUAGGUCGAACCUAAUGUCCAUGUGUAUACCAACUUUUUAUUCCGGAAAAGGAUCGGUUUUGAGUUUUCAUACUAGCAAGUGGCCAGGUGCAACGAAAGCGAAGUUGUUACCAAAUUAUAAGUACCCUACACAGUUUUUGUUAAUGAUAAGGAGGUUCAAAGCUCAAGUACGAGAUAUCCCUUUGGUUAAUAGUACAGUUGGACCUUUUGACACUUGCUACGAAGGGGAUCCGGGCGGUGAUGAUCUAUUCUUCCCUGUUGUAAAGUUGUACUUUGGAAGCGUAAGCCCAACAACAAUGUUGUUUUUGGAUCAUGAACGCGUUAUGCUGAAAUAUCGCGGGUUCUACUGUUUGGCUUUCGUUGGAUGGAAGAAUAACUACGGGAUAUUAGGCGUUAAUCAACUCCAAGGUGUAGCAUUAACUUUUGAUACUUCAGAAAAUACAUUGGCCUUUGACAUAGAUGCCUGUGAUUGA